UUUCUUCUUCACUCGCUCCCUCCCACUGACAUAACAUAACAGACUUUUGAAGAGUGAGAAAUGGAAAGAGAACUCGGGAACUGAGCACAAAACCAGUUGAAGAAGAUGAUGAAGAACUAGCACCUCCAUUUCACCAUUCCUUUGCAGCCUCAACUCAAAAAACUAGGGUUUCUGUAAUUUCAAGCGAAUUUGUUAAGGAAAAUCGCCACCAGCAUCAGCUGCAUCAGCAGAUUUCCAUUUUCGGGUACUGUGGGUCAGAAGACUCUAUUAACUCAAUUAUUUUAUCUGCUUGAUUAUUUUUCUAAGGGAAACACACAAGCAUGCAGACACCCAAAGCAAAAGUUGGCUCCUCAGAAGUACCUCAAAGAAAAUCCCCCAGGACGCCUAGAACCGCUCGUCAACUUAAAACUCCAAGCUCACAUCCUGAUUCCGUUUCCACUUCUCCACUUGCUGCUAGCAAGUCACCGAGAGAGAGGAGUCCUAGGGUGGUGACUGACCGCAAGUCACCACGAUCUCUGGCCACUGAGAGUAAAGUGCCUAGCAAAGUGGCUGAAUUGGAAUCACAGCUUUCUCAACUUCAGGAGGAACAAAAGAAGACAAGUGACCAACUGAGCGCAUCUGAAUCAGACAAAAGACAGGCCCAACAGGAGGCGGAAGAAGCAAAGAAACAACUAUCAGAUAUGUCUGCAAAGCUUGAAGAAUCCCAACAGCAGGUGCUCGAGCUCUCCAAUUCGGAGGAAGAUCGUGUUCAAGAACUGCACAAAAUUUCUCAAGAUCGUGAUCGAGCAUGGCAGUCUGAGCUUGAGGCCAUUCAAAAGCAACAUUCAAUUGAUGCUGCUUCAUUGGCCUCUGCCAUGAAUGAAGUUCAGAGGCUCAAGGUCCAGUUGGAGACGGCGUCUGAAUCUGAGUCCACCCAGAGUACGCUUGCUGAGUCUGCACAAACUGAGAUAGAUUGUUUAAGAACCCAGCUAUCAGAGACUCUCUCCCUAGUUGAAAAACUGAAAGAUGAGCUUAGUUACUGUAAAGAAUCUGAAGCUCAAGCUCUUGAAGUUGCAAGGAAAAAUCAUAAUCAAUUUGAAACAGCCAAGGCAGCUGUGGAAAAGCUGCAAUCGGAUGGAAUUAAAGCCAUUGACGCUUACAACUCUCUGUCAUUAGAGUUGGAGCAAUCAAAAGCUCAGAUUCAAUCAUUGGAGGAACAAAUCAGCAAGAAGAUUCAGAAAGGUUUGUUAGAUUCUGAAGACAAUGGUUUAGAUCCUGAAGUCAAAGCAAAAGCUGCUGAGCAAAACGAUGGAAAGGAUGAUAUUAGUAAGGUAAAAACUGAGCUAACCGCUUUGAGAUUAGAAGCAGAUAAGUCAAAAUCUGCAUUGGAGGCAGCUGAGGCAAGAUUCGAGGAGGAAUAUGUUCGUACAACAUUGCAAAUUAGAAUUGCUCACGAACUUGUGGAACAAAUGAAAGUAGAGUCAUGUCAGAAAGAGGCCGAAUUGGAUGCAGAACUUAAGGAGACCAGGGCGAACUUAGAACAACUGAGAGUAGACCUUAAGGAAAAAGAAACUCAACUGUGUAGCAUUGUGGAGGAGAACAAGGAGCUCAACUCAGAGAUAAGCAAAAUGAUACCAGUCGACAGGGAGUCCGAACUAGCAAUGGAACUACAAAGGUUAGAGGCUGAUAUGGUGGAGCUGAAGAACAGGCUCUUGGAAAAGGAAACACAGCUGCAGGGUACAACAGAGGAAAAUGAUGCACUCAAGAAGGAAAUUGAGAAGAUCAAUGAGGAAGUGGUUAGUAUAGCAGAAACAACCAAAGCUGCAGAGGAGGCGCUGAUGAAACUCGAGCACGCAACAGAAGAGGCAGAUAAAAGUAACCGAAGAGCGGCACGAGUGGCCGAGCAAUUGGAUGCUGCACAGGCUGCAAGCUCUGAAAUGGAAGCUGAGCUGAGGAGGUUGAAAGUGCAAGCAGAGCAGUGGAGGAAGGCAGCUGAGGCAGCUGCUGCAAUACUCUCAACUGGGAACAAUGGGAAGAUUGUUGAUAAACUAGUUUGUUUGGAGAACAAUUACCCUAUGGGGUCACCAUACUCGGAAGAUCUUGAGGCGUCGCCAAAGAAGAAGAAUGGAAAUGUGUUGAAGAAGAUAGGAGUUUUGUGGAAGAAAGAGCAGAAGAAAACUGGUUACUGAAUUAACUAUAAUACUGUAUGAAUUGAAUGGUUUAUGAUGUCUUCUGUUCUUCCUUGUACUUUCCCUUUGCCCUUUGCUUUGUUUCAUGUUCGAAGACUAUGCUAAUAUGUAGUAUUGUAUGCAGUGGCAAAUGGGCAAUGUAUAAUUUUACAUGUCAAUCC
This is a messenger RNA of Cucurbita moschata (crookneck pumpkin), 2329 nucleotides long. RefSeq names its product interactor of constitutive active ROPs 2, chloroplastic. The record is from RefSeq and is a predicted model, not a curated record. NCBI's taxonomy places the organism in Eukaryota, Viridiplantae, Streptophyta, Magnoliopsida, Cucurbitales, Cucurbitaceae. The transcript is spliced from 4 exons. The coding region runs from base 321 to 2168 and encodes 615 amino acids.